AUGAAGUCCCAAUUGAUCCUCGCAUCCGCCGCUGGGCUCGUCAGCCCGGUCGCGUCCACCCACGUUGACCUGCCCCUCCCCCCAAUGGGCUUCAACAACUGGGCUCGCUUCACCACGCAUAUCAAUCAGUCCAUCUUCACCGACGCGGCGACGGCCAUGGCCGCCAAUGGCAUGCUCGCCGCCGGCUACAACCGGCUGAACCUCGACGACGCCUGGUCCAUGCGCGAGCGCGCCGCCAACGGCUCCAUGGUCGUCGACCCCGUCAAGUUCCCGCAGGGCCUGCCCUGGCUCGCAAGCUUCAUCAAGGACAAGGGCUUCAUCCCGGGCAUCUACACCGACUCGGGCACCCUGUCCUGCGGCGCCUACCCGGCCGCCUACGGCCACGAGGCUAUCGACCUCAAGGAUUUCUCCGACUGGGGCUACGAGUACCUCAAGAUGGACGGCUGCAACGUGCCUGGCGGCGACGAGGCCGCGUACCGCCACCUAUACUUUGACGUCUGGCGUGACCUGCUCCUCAAGUUCCCCAAGCCCGUCGUCUUCUCCAACUCGGCGCCCGCGUACUUUUGCGGCGCCGACAACCUCACCGACUGGUACACCAUCAUGGGCUGGUCGCAGGAGAUGGGCCAGCUGGCGCGCCACUCGGACGACAUCAUCAACUACGACGCCAAGGGCAGCGCCUGGGACAGCCUCAUGACCAACUACUACCAGCACGUCCGUCUCGCCCGCUACCAGCGCCCGGGCUUCUUCAACGAUCCGGACUUCCUCAACACCGACCACCCGAGCUACACCCUCGAGGAGAAGAAGACGCACAUGGCGCUGUGGUCGUCCUUCUCCGCGCCCCUCAUCGUCAGCGCCGACAUCCCGAACCUGACCAAGGAUGAGCUAGACAUCCUGCUCAACAAGGACCUCAUCGCCAUCGACCAGGAUCCCCUCGUGCAGCAGGCGACGCUCGUCAGCUCCAGCACAACUUGGGAGGUGCUGACCAAGAACCUAGCCAACGGCGACCGCGUGCUCACGGUGCUGAACAAGGGCGAUGCGGCGGGUGACCACACGGUGCCCUGGGCCAGCAUCGGCAUCCAGACGGACCGCGUCAAGCCGGGCACCGCGCUGGGCGUCAAGGAUCUCUGGACCGGCAAGAUGGAGCAGGUCAAGCUCAGCGCCGGCGGCGUCACGGCCAAGGGCGUCGGCGCCCACGGCACCGCCGUGUUCCGCAUCUCCGGCGCCAUGGGCGGCUCUGACCACCCCAUCGUACUGCCCACCGGCCUCAUCUUCAACACCUUCUCGCUCAAGUGCCUCUCAGACGACAAGUCCGGCAAGGUCACUUGGAAGGCGUGCGACGGAUCCGACAGCCAGACGUGGAAGGUCAGCGACGACGGCCACGUCAACAGCCUGCUGCGCCCCGACGAGUGCCUCACCGACGUCCAGGGCAAGCUGCUGAGUCGGCACUCGGCCUGCCACACGGACGCGUGGAAGUACUUCAACAGCGGCAACCUCGUCAACGGCAACUCGAACCGCUGCUUGACGGAGGAGGCGGACGGCUCAGCGACGGUCGCCGACUGCGGCUAUGCGACAAACGAGCAGGUUGUCGGCCUUCCUGCUGGUGCCAAGGUCAUCGAGACUGCUUACUAUAAGAACUGA
This is a messenger RNA of Cordyceps fumosorosea ARSEF 2679, 1638 nucleotides long. RefSeq names its product Aldolase-type TIM barrel. Gene Ontology annotation, molecular function: hydrolase activity, hydrolyzing O-glycosyl compounds. Lineage: Eukaryota; Fungi; Ascomycota; Sordariomycetes; Hypocreales; Cordycipitaceae. The record is from RefSeq and is a predicted model, not a curated record. The transcript has a single exon. Gene Ontology annotation, biological process: carbohydrate metabolic process. The coding region runs from base 1 to 1638 and encodes 545 amino acids.